GUGUUUUUUCUAUGUCACCAGGUACAGGUAAGGCAGCCAAGAGCCCCUAUGAUGAGGAAAGUAAAACUGUUGUAAAAGAAGCAAAGCAGUUCAUCAGCGAUGGCUUGGAGUGGAAGCGCAUACAUCCAGUGAGCAUAAUGGUUCAGCUCCAUCGCACACAUCUGUUGCACCACCCUCUCACCAAGGCUUGGCUUGUUGACAAAUGGAACCUUUACAUAUCCUACGUCUUCCUUGUGUUGCUCUUUAUUGAAAUGCUGUUUGUUACAGCUCUCACCAUCUUCAUGACAAAUACUGACGACUGGGCUCACAUAGAAAGGAAAUGUAACAUGACUAAAAACCAGUUCUGUGGCCUGUCUACAGUAUUACUUGGAAACUUCUCAACAGCAGAGAACACAAGUUUGCAAGAGGAAGGUGAUGGGCCUGUUGCUGUAGAUGGGGAACUUUACAAGUGUGGACCUAUGAAUGGGAAUGUUGGAGCAUUGCUCUUUCUUAUGAUGAUGACUUUCAUCAUUUUGUUGUUGGAGGGCAACAAUCUUUAUAGGCUGAAGUGUGAGUACUUCAGCAUGGAUAACUCAUUGAAGGUAGUGGAAGUCAUCUUAACUAUCAUCCUCCUGAUACCUCUGGGAGAAUGUGAAUUUCAUUACCAAGUUCUUCAUGAGCAGCAAUGGCAGUGUGGCAUCCUUGCAGUCCUCCUAGCAUGGCUACUGCUUAUCAGCAGACUCAACCAGCUCCCAGUCUUCUCUGUGUUCAUGCCUAUCACAACAAGCUUCAUCAAGAGCUUUGCCAAAGUACUCUCCUAUAUUCUGCUACUGUUGGCUCUAUUUGCAUAUAUCUUUCACUUGGUGCUCUCAGAUCAGAGUGCCUUUAUCAGUAUGCCUCAGGCAAUGGUAAAAAUCAUUGUUUGGUUACUGGGUGACUUGGCAUAUGAUGAUACUUUUCUCAGCUCAGAUCAUCCACUGGUUUACCCUGCUCUGGCAAAUUUUUUGUUUGUGAUGUUUGUUACAACAAUCAGUGGUUUUAUUGUGAAUCUUUUAUCACCCAGCCCUCAGAAAAGCUUGAGGACUUCAGAAAACGCACAGCCUUCCACAAUGCAGCUUCACAGAGCAAGCUUGUGUUCCAGCUAGAUGUUUGUUUUCCUUACUUUAGGAAGCAGAGAACAAGGAUCACAGACACUACCACAGAAAAUGAAAAGAGUAAUUCCAAAAUAUUAUCCAAAAUACUUUUAAAAUUUUAUACUGCAGAGGAAGAGGCAGAGCUAGGUGAUCCCCUUUUAAAGAAACUUGAGGAGCAACACCAACAAAUUGCCCAAUUACUGAAUCUCCAUAUAGAGCACAAAGAAGAAAUAAGAGACCUCAAACAUCAGCUCAACUAUAUCAUGAGGAAUAUGUCAGGAACAAGGACAUUUGAAAAAUUUUGACCUGUAAAUCGAGAUAUUUAUACACUACAAUUAAUUAUACUUUAGCAAAAUGUGUAAUAAGCUAGAGAUGGCAAUGGGGUGCUGAAAACUAAGCCCAUAUCAGGGAGUUGUGCUGUAGUGCUACAGUAGACCCUCAAUUCAGCAUGAGAUGGUACCAAAGGAACUUGUGCUAUUUCAAUAGGGCAUAUUUAACUAGAACAGAAAAGAAACACUUUAAACUAAAUAAACCCCCACCCAAUUCAACAUGGUUGCAUUCCAGAGGAAGAUGUUGAAUAGUGAAAUUGUUGAAUAACACACCUAGUUUUCCCAUAGGUAAAAGCUAAGUUAGGGAAAUGUGCUAAGAACCUCUCUCCCAGUAUUCGCGGAUUCACUAUUCACAGAUUCGCACAUUCGCGGAUUUUCCCCCAAUUGCACAGAGGUAGCCGCAGAGGAAUUUUCGCAGCACCACUCCUACCAUUCAUGGUCCACCUGUGGGCAAUUUGGUGGUUUAUAAGGGAAGGGCAAUACUGGAAUAAUCACACUGAUGUGUCCUUCUUGAUAUGAAUAAAACCCACACUUGCAUAUGAGAUAUACAUUUACCAGAUAGUUUUGGUGGACACUGCUACCAUCUUCAAUGGUAAAAAGCAGGAAAGGGAGUGAUUCAAGUCAUUGCAGAUCUCAUUUUGUUCAAAGAUAAAUGAGUAAACUGGAGAGGGCAGGGCUGGGAAGGGUGGGGAAAUUCCUAUCAGGCAGGUCACCUUGUGGGAGUGAGGUAACCUCCCCUCCCCUCCCUCACACUAUUAUGAACAGCUGGAGAUAUUAGAGGGAGGGAAGUGACCCCUCAACCAGUGACCUCAUUACUGGAUCUAGAUUGAACGUAUCUUUGUUUAAAUUAACAUUGUUAAUACACAUUGCUUCAAUGACACAUUUUUUUUUUUUUUUGUAAUGAUAACAAAAAACAUUGUGUUAUUGAAGUAAUGUGUAUUGAGAAACAAUAUUAAUUCAAACAAAGGUACUUUCAAGUUAAAUCCAGUUAUGAGGCCACUGGUGGAGAGGUCUCUUCCCUUCCAUUUAAACCCCCCAUCUGUCCCUUGCAGUGUAGGGUAAGGCAAGUGACCUGACUCACUCCCACUAUAGGAACUAUCGGAUAGGGGGUUCCCUACCUCUCCCCAUCCCACCUUCAUGUUUACCCAUUUGUCUUUGUAUAAAAUGAGAUCUGUACUGAUUUUCCUGUCCACUGAAACUGGUAAAUAUGGCCCCUCAAAACAACGGCACGGAUCUGAUCUGCCAUUGUUUACGCCAAGGCUGCCAAAACAGAAACGAGCAAUGAAAGUGUAGAAUAAUGCGUGGAAGGGCACCGUAUUUACCUAUUUGAAGCAUACAGGGCCUGAGCUAGGCUCAGAUAGUCCUGUCUCCUUGUCUACUUUUAUCCAAUCUUUUUUUCAUUUGAUGGACACUCUUCGCCUCUGCCACUUCCUCCUCCAAACUGUUCCACAAAUCCACACUUCUAUGAGGAAAGCUGUACUUUUUGUCUCUCAAGCAUGUUCCCUUUCUCAGCUUCUUGUUGUGUCCUCUCAAUCCUCUUCUUUGCUCUCUCUCCAUCAAGUCGUCUCUACCUUAUCCAUACCACUCAUCAACUUGAACAACAUAAUCAAGUCUCCUCUUUCUCUCCUCUGUUCCAAAGUUGGCAGGUUCAUGUGUUCCAGUCUUUCUUCAUAUGGCAGAUCUGAGAGUUCAGGUACCAUUUUUGUUGCAAUUCUCUGAAUCGUUUCUAGUUUCUUUACAUCCUUUUUUUUGAGUGUGGGGACCAUACCACUGCUGCAUACUCUAACUUUGGUCUAAUCAUUGCCUUUAUUAUCUUUGUCAUCAUAUCUAUAUCCAUAUAGUGGAAUGCAAAUCUAACAUUUUACAAUAGUCUGUAUGUAUCACCAAAUAUCCUGUUUGUGUUUUCUGGUGUCAAAGAAUCCUGAACUGUCACUCCCGGGUCUUUCUUUUCCUUAACCACACUUAUGUCUCUUUCAACCAUUUUAUAUUGUUUCAGAGGUCUAUUUUUACCUUUUCCCAUCCUCAAUAUGUGACAUUUGUUUGCAUUGAAUUCCAUUUCCCAUUUGUUGCUCCACUCACACAUAUUGCAUUCAGAUCCUCCUGCAAUCCCAUUCAAUCUUCCACCAUCCUCAUCCUUCUUUGCAGCUUUGCAUCAUCAACAAACAAGCUCAUGUAACUUUUUACUCUUUCUGGCAUGUCGUUGAUAUAAAUCAAGAACAUUAUUGGUGCGAGUACACAUCCCUGCGGCACUCCACUUGUCACUUCUCUCCAUUCUCAUUUUUCAUCCCUUACCACUGUUCUCAUUUCUCUUCCGACCAGAUACUCCCUCGUCCAGUUUUUCAUACUGCCUCUGUCCUCCUCUAUACUCUAAUUUCCACAAUAGUCUAUUAUGUGGCACUUUAUCAAAAGCUUUUUGCAGAUCUAGGUAUAGACAAUCCAUCAAUCCAUCUCUUGUAUUGUACCUAUUAUUCUCGAGUAAAACUCAUCAAAUUUGUGACACACGACUUUCCUUGCCUAAAUCCAAAUUGGCUCUCAUUUAUUAAUUUUUCUCUUUCCAGAUGUUCAAACCACUGUUUUUUUUAUAAUUCUUUCACACAUUUUACAGAUCACACUUGUGAGUGAGACUGGUCUAUAAUUUAAAGGCUCAUGUCUGUUCCGACUCUCAUAAAUUGGUAUAAUGUUUGCUCUUUUCCAUUCUCUCGGCAUCGUUCCAGACUCUAAUGAAUUUAUAUAAUAAAUUGGCUCUAUCAAUUCUUCAUUGCAUUCUUUUAUCACUUGUCCCGAUACAUCAUCUGGUCCCAUGGCUUUUCUUCCAUCUAGCGAUAUCAUUAAUUUUCUCAACUCUUCUUUAUCCACUCUUAUCAUCAUUCUUUUAACUCCAUCCUCUCUCUCUUCUGUUUGAAAUUCAGUUUCUUGAGUGAACACUUUUUGAAAAUUUACAUUCAUCACCACUAAUUUACUUGUCCUUAUCAUAAGUUGUGUCAUUUCCUUUCAUCACUGUUAUUCUCUCUUUUCUUCAGUUUUCUGUUUACAGUAGCCUCUCGAGUUUCGCGCUAUCCGAGUUUCACGAUCCUUGAGUUUCGUGGUCUGUCCUAAAUUCUUACCAUCCCAACUUUCGUGCAUUAUCACCCUGAGUUUCGUGCUGCUUUGACAUUAACGGGUCAUGUCUACUUAACAUCGGCAUCAAGCACACUACCUUAAAAGGUAGUAUCACACUGGACGUUUUCCUCCAAACAUUGUGGCUACGGCAAGAGAGAGAGAGAGAGAGAGAGAGAGAGAGAGACUUAUUAACACGUUAACCGCAUUUGAACUUCCCGCCGCGUCCUCCCUGUCACGUUUGGUUCAACUCGGCGCAACCUCAAUACCAUGCGAGCCCCUGACUCGAGAGGUGUGUAGCUUCCCUCUGGUUAUGAGCCCCUCUCGUGAAAGGUGAAAUAGAGAGGAUGAAAAACAGGAGAAAGGAGAAGGGUGUGGGGAGGGUGGGUCAGAAAGGAGUCAGGUCAGGGCUUUGGUCAGGACAUGAUCUGACUGAGGUCAGGUCAUGUCCAUACCUGUCACACACAAACAGAAGGUGAAAUGAGAAGGAUGUGGGGAGGAUGGGGCAAAAAGGAGUCAGAUCAGGGCUUUGAUCAAAACAUGACCUGACUCAGGUCAGGUCAUGUCCUAACUUGACACACACACACACACACACACACACACACACACACACAGAAGGGGAAUGAGAAUGGUGUGGGGAGGGAGGGACAGAAAGGAGAAUCAGAUCAGGGCUUUGGUCAGGAUAUGACUUGACUCAGAUCAAGACAUGACCUGACUCUCCCUUCUGCCCCUCCCUCCCCCCACCCUUCUGAUUUCCCUUUCUCUGUGUGUGUGUGUGUGUGUGUGUGUGUGUGUGUCUGUCUGUCUGUCUGUCUGUCAUGACAUUACCUGACUCUCCCUUCUGCCCCCCCCACCCCCACCCCACACAUCCUUCUAAUUUCCCCGUAUGUGCGAGACGCACACCCAGAAAAGUUGCCGGUUACCCAAGCUGCCGCCAACGCAGUGGGAGGAAAAAGGCCCAAUGUGACACCAGCUUACGGACAACAGACAACUCUCUCCCGGAUGGGCGUUGCCAGUAGCCACAACGGUUAGAAGAAAACGGCCAGUGUGACACCACCUUUAGGCAGUGAUGCCGCUGAUUGGGUUAGCGCCAGCGAUGAGGUCAUCGGACUCCCAGCGAAUCACAAGCAUGUUUUCGGAGUUCAGCCAAUCAUAAGGCUUCAUCUGUGGCUUUAAAACAACCCGUUCUCUCUUCCUGUUUUCUUCCUUUUUCCAAGGUACAUAUUUUGAGAUAACAAGGGAGUAAAGGAGGAAAAAAAGUGAGCUCCGGGGGACAGCAUGAGCCAAUUAUAAUGGCACCACAAUAAACAGUUGCCUGUGCCAUGAUGGGCUCGGGGCCGACCAUCAGGCCCAGAUGGAUAGUCUACCGGCACCAUAGGCCACAUGUAUAAAAAAAAUAAAAAAUAAAAAAUAAA
Molecule: messenger RNA, 5952 nt
Organism: Eriocheir sinensis (Chinese mitten crab)
Lineage: Eukaryota; Metazoa; Arthropoda; Malacostraca; Decapoda; Varunidae
Product: transient receptor potential cation channel subfamily A member 1 homolog
Exons: 4
Coding region: 12-1124 (370 amino acids)
Source: RefSeq, a predicted model, not a curated record